UUACCCCCGGCCUCCCCUCCUCGCCCUCUCUGGUCCUCGGUCCGUCCUCCUGCCGCCUCUCCCGGGGUCUCCGGCUCCUCCGCGUCUCCUCCUGUGUCCUUCCUGCUUCCCCUUCCCGAGGCUCACUGCCCUCCUCCGCCCCCGUCCCUGCACCCCGGACACCUCCUUCUCCUCUCUGUGGUCUUCCUGCUUCUCUCUCCUCACCUCCCCUUGUCCUCUCCCCGCUGUCUGCUUCUCCCCGUCUGCAUCUCUCCCCUCCCUCUCUCCCUCCCUCUGGGGUUCUCAUUCUCCCUCUCCCUCUUCCGGGACCCCCUCUCCCCUGUGCCCCCAUGUCCCUGUCUACUCCUCUGCCCUCAUUGCCCCCACCCCGGUUACCCCAGCGACUACCAGGUCUGGCUGGGUCGCCACAGCCUGUUUGAUGAUGAAGACACAGCUCAGCACGUCACCGUCAGCCAGAGCUUCCCUCACCCACUGUUCAACAUGAGCCUCCUGGAGCCGCAUCCCAGCAACCCAGAGGACGACUACAGCCACGACCUGAUGCUGCUCCGCCUGAAGGAGCCCGCGCGGAUCACAGAGAGCGUGCAGGUCCUGGCGCUGCCCUCGGAACAACCCGAAACGGGGAGCACAUGUGGUCUCAAGUGGGGCAGCACAGUACCAGGACCAAAAAAGGGUGUGUCGGGAACAGAUCCUGCAGCCCGGGAGGAUACCCAAGUCUGUGGUAGGAGGAGCCGAGGCCCUGCCUGGUGUGGACACAGCCCUGUCCUCCCUGGCCUGCUCCUGAGUUUCCAGACAGUCUCCUGUGGGGACUUCAAACUCCUGCCUAAGGGUGAAUUGGACAAAGCUUUCAUCAAGAAGGUGACCGAGGGCUGGGGAUUUAGCUCAGUGAUUUCGCCACCUGCUGCGCAAGCUGAAGGACCCGAGUUCGAUCCCCGGUACCAAAAAAAAAAAAAAAAAAAAAAAAGGUGACCGGCACAGAGCUUC
This is a messenger RNA of Heterocephalus glaber (naked mole-rat), 981 nucleotides long. RefSeq lists its product as uncharacterized. The record is from RefSeq and is a predicted model, not a curated record. Lineage: Eukaryota; Metazoa; Chordata; Mammalia; Rodentia; Bathyergidae. Gene Ontology annotation, molecular function: serine-type endopeptidase activity. Gene Ontology annotation, cellular component: secretory granule. Gene Ontology annotation, biological process: regulation of systemic arterial blood pressure; zymogen activation.